CAGGGAGACCUCUGGGGUGCUGGGGACAGGACCUAUGCCAGCUGCAUUUCAGGCAGAUUGGAGGUGCUCCAUGACACACACUCGGAGGAAGUCCCUUACCAUGCUGAGUUCGGCCCCCCCUGGCCGCCGGGAGCCCCUGCAGAUGGAAGACAGCAAUAUAGAGCAGGGGGCAGAAGGGGUGGUGGAGCCCAGCAUGCCUGAGAGCCCAGGACACCUCGUGGGCCGCCGCAAGAACUACCCACUACGCAAGCGCCCUUUAGUUCCUGAGAAGCCCAAGGCCUGCAAAGUGCUGCUGACCCGCCUGGAGAGUGUGGCAGGACCACGGAGUGCAGAUGAGGCUGACGAGCUACCUCCUGACCUGCCCAAGCCCCCAAGUCCAGCUCCCCCCCGGGAGGAACCCAGCCUUGCCCAGCCCCGGAAGCGGCGCCUGGCUUCCCUCAAUGCUGAGGCCCUUAACAACCUGCUGCUGGAGCGAGAGGACACUGGUGGCCUGGCAGGUUCACGCCGCAGCCGAGGUGGGGAACCCCUGCGCAGCCGAGAACGAGAACGGGACCGGGCUGUUGGGGGUUGGCCCUCCAAGAAACGGGCCCGGCCUGGAGACCUCGGAGGAGGAAAUCGGGACCUGUCCCCAGAGCCAUCCCCAGAGGAAGGUGCCCGACGAGAUGGUGACCCAGCUCCCAAGAGAUUGGCAAGCCUGAAUGCAGUGGCCUUUCUCAAGCUGAGCCAGGAGCGGGAGCUGCCUCUGCGACCGCCCCGGGCCCACCCAGAAGUAGAUGUGCGUGCUGCUGAACCCUCUGCAGCAAAGGUUCCCAGGCCCAAGUGGGCCAAGGUCAAUGGCAAGAACUAUCCGAAGGCCCGGCAGGGAUCCACCAUUGGGGAGAAUGCAGGUCCGCCAGGCUGGCAAGGGAAUCCUGAAGACCCAUGGCCAUCUCCCACCCCCCGUGGACCUUCGGCAUCUGUUCAGCCACUGUCCCAGUCCCGGAGCAAGGCUCUGGAGAGCCCCUUGGGGCUGCGUCCCCACCUGCCCCAGCUAAUGGGAGGGCAGGCUGCCCUGAAGCCAGAACCUGGGCGUCCGGGCGAGGAGUCGCCUGCCCCUAAGCAGGAACUGCACCAACCCUCCUUCCCUGCACCCCAGCUGUCCCCCCUGCCCCUGCCCGGCAACCCUGCUGACUACAGAGGCCUGUGCGACCGGCCUGAGCUCACGGCUCUUGGCAGCUUCUACCAGUACUGCGGCCGAGAUGGGCUUCAGUGUGGGGGUUACUCCUGCCCCAUGCUCCCUGAGGGCAAGCUGUCCCCAGUGGCUGCACCUAAUGAGGGGCUCCUCUUGGCCCCUAGUUCUGUGCCCACUGGGACCCCUUUCCAGCACCCUCCCUGGGGCUCUCGCUAUUGCUCCAGCGAAGACACUGGAGAGAAUGGCUACGGCCUCUGUGAAAUGCUGUCCUCAUCUCUUCCCCACAUCAGCACUACCUGUGUCAGCUGCCCCUACAAAAUGCCUUUUGCAGCAGAAGGCUGCAGGUCCCUGGGCCAGCUGGAAUUUCCUCUCCCGGAAGCUGGCCAUCCAGCCUCACCUGCCCACCCCUUUCUGGGAUGCCCUGUACCCAGCGUGCCACCUGCAGCAGAGCCUGUUCCCCACCUUCAGACGCCUAGUUCUGAGCCCCAGUCUGUAGCCCGUGCGUGCCCACAGAGCGCCAAGCCUCCCAGUGGCUCGAAGUCAGGCCUGCGCACCGGCCCCAGUUGCAGGCACACUGUGAGGAGCAAGGCCGCUCGCAGGCCCAGCCAUCCCAAACAGCCACGUGCCCAGCGCCCACGUCCCCGCCGCCGCCGCCGCCGCCGCACCAACGGCUGGGUGCCUGUCGGUGCUGCCUGUGAGAAGGCCGUCUACGUUUUGGACGAACCGGAACCAGCCAUCCGAAAGAGCUACCAGGCAGUAGAGCGGCGCGGAGAGACCAUCCGAGUGCGGGAUACUGUUCUCCUCAAGUCAGGUCCACGGAAGACAUCCACACCUUAUGUGGCCAAGAUCUCUGCCCUCUGGGAGAACCCUGAAUCAGGAGAGCUGAUGAUGAGCCUCCUGUGGUAUUACAGACCUGAGCACUUACAGGGCGGCCGCAGCCCCAGCAUGCACGAGAAUGAAGUCUUUGCAUCGCGACAUCAGGACCAGAAUAGCGUGGCCUGCAUUGAGGAGAAGUGCUACGUGUUGACCUUUGCUGAGUACUGCAGAUUCUGCGCCAUGGCCAAGCGCCGAGGUGAGGGCCUGCCCAGCCGCAAGACAGCCCUGGUGCCCCCCUCUGCUGACUACUCCACCCCACCUCACCGCACGGUGCCCGAGGACACAGACCCUGAGCUGGUGUUUCUUUGCCGCCAUGUCUAUGACUUCCGCCAUGGCCGCAUCCUCAAGAACCCCCAGUAGCCUCAUGCCCUUGCUGGGGCUGCCCAUCAGCAAGUGGGGGCGCAGGGCGGGAGGCACUGCUUGAAGCACAGCACUUGGUUCCGGGGCCAGGGGAGCCUGUGAUUGUUGUCUGUGGUCCUCUGGGGGGUGGGAGGGGGAGGGCAGGGGCCGCCAUGGGCUUGGGGCCCCAUGGGAGGGAAGGGUAGGCCAGGCUUUCAGAAAGCAUGGAGCCUUCUCCCCGUCCUACAAGAUGACAUCUUCAUGAGUGAAGGGCAGGCCUGAGGACUUGGGGCCCUGGGGGCUGGGCGGGUCCUCUGAAGCCUUGAGGGGGUAGUGAGUGGGAGCUGGCUUUACCUCACCCACUGUGACCCACUGCUUCCUCCUCAGCCCAGGCCAAGCUCUCCCAGGUUCUAGCACAACUCGAGACAAGCAGAAUCUGGCGUCCAGAGCCCUGACUUCUGCUGCUCGGACCUGGACCUUUCCCUGGCUUUUCUUUUUCUUCCCGCAGUCGCCCCGGCUCUGGGACAAGCUGCCCAGCCCCGCCAUAGGUAUGGCUGGCUUGAAUGGGGGCCAACAUUUUUCUCUGCCGCC
Messenger RNA from Suncus etruscus (white-toothed pygmy shrew), 2977 nucleotides. RefSeq names its product bromo adjacent homology domain containing 1 (gene BAHD1). Bases 35 to 2407 code for a protein of 790 amino acids. The record is from RefSeq and is a predicted model, not a curated record. The transcript has 7 exons. Gene Ontology annotation, molecular function: chromatin binding. NCBI's taxonomy places the organism in Eukaryota, Metazoa, Chordata, Mammalia, Eulipotyphla, Soricidae.